CGCCGCUCUGGGCAUGCGCUGAUCCUGUAAACAGCGUGGCAUGGCAGAGAAGUCGAUCCCGGUCCGAAUCAGAUCCGGAGAUCAUCAAUGAUCAAUAACCGAUGGAUUCAGUGAAGAAACGACUGGAGGAAUUCAGCCAGGAGGCACGAGACCUGUACCUGACCCGGUCCGUCCCGGUCCUGGACCAGCCCCCGGACCCUCUGACCUUCUACAGGGACUGGGUGGGUCCAAACAAACCGUGCAUUAUCAGGAACGCCUUCAGCCAUUGGCCAGCUCUGACCCGCUGGACUCCUCAGUACCUGAGGGAGAAGGUGGGGUCAAAGGUCAUCAGCGUGGCGGUGACCCCUAAUGGAUACGCCGACGCCGUGAGCGCCAAUCGCUUCAUGAUGCCUGAAGAACGACACAUGAGCUUCAACUCAGUCCUCGACAUCAUCGAGGGGAAGGUGGAUAAAAGGGGCGGAGUCUUCUAUGUCCAGAAACAGUGUUCCAACCUGUUGGAGGAGUUACCGGAGCUGACCGACGACCUGGAGCCGCACGUGCCCUGGAUGAGCACCGCCAUGGGAAAGUUUCCAGAUGCAGUGAACUUUUGGCUCGGAGAGGAGAGAGCUGUCACCUCCAUGCAUAAGGACCACUAUGAGAAUCUGUACUGUGUCAUCUCUGGACAGAAAAACUUUAUCCUGUUACCACCGACAGACCGCCCCUUUAUCCCCUAUGAAGUCUACCAACCAGCUGUUUACCAUCAGAGAGACGACGGUGAGUUCGAGGUCAUUGAUCAGGUCGACUGUGAGAAGGUUCCGUGGAUCCCUCUGGACCCUUUGGAUCCAGAUCUGGACCGGUUUCCCCUGUAUCAGAAUGUCUGUCCUCUGCACUGCAGCGUCAACGCCGGAGACAUGUUGUACCUGCCAUCUCUGUGGUUCCACCACGUCCAGCAGACGCAUGGAUGCAUCGCAGUGAACUUCUGGUACGAUAUGGACUUCGACAUCAAGUACAACUACUUCCAGCUCCUAGAGGCUCUGACUGAAGUCGUAACAGCCUGAUGUCCCACGGAUCCCGAAUUCAUCACAGUUACAGUUAAAGGACUGAAUCAAUGCGUAACUAAAGCUAUGUUCAAAGUCUGAUGUUUUGCUGGGAAAUCUGAGUGUCCCAUCAGGUUUACUCUU
Sphaeramia orbicularis (orbiculate cardinalfish) is the source of this 1160-nucleotide messenger RNA. RefSeq names its product jumonji domain containing 7 (gene jmjd7). The record is from RefSeq and is a predicted model, not a curated record. The transcript is spliced from 9 exons. The coding region runs from base 102 to 1037 and encodes 311 amino acids. NCBI's taxonomy places the organism in Eukaryota, Metazoa, Chordata, Actinopteri, Kurtiformes, Apogonidae.